AUGACGCGCGGUCUCCAAAAGCUGCAGGCGCAGGCCAAGAACAAUGAAAAGAAGGCCGCUGCUGGCAAAAAGUCGGACGGCAAGGCUGCCGCUGCUGCUGCCAUCAAGUAUAACUGCCAGUUCUGCAAGACCAUGCGGACCACAAAUAUUGAAGCGGCUGGUCGGCGGUUGACCAUUGCAGUCGAGCUGCGGCGGCGUCGGACCACGCCGGAGCUGCAUGCGUUGGGUUUCUUGCGAGGCCACAUUGUCCACGACGUCGAUUUGACGCUCGUGGACAAAAAGAUGCAGUUCAGUCUGCGAGUGGCUGCGGAGGGAGUGGAACAGCGGGCCCCCAUGAGCGAUCUGCAAACAUACCGCGAGCACUUCGACGCAAAGCACCCCAAGUUGGCGCAUCCCCCAGAAUUCGCCACCGCUUAA
Capsaspora owczarzaki ATCC 30864 is the source of this 417-nucleotide messenger RNA. RefSeq lists its product as hypothetical. Lineage: Eukaryota; Filasterea; Ministeriida; Capsasporidae. The record is from RefSeq and is a predicted model, not a curated record. The transcript has 4 exons. Bases 1 to 417 code for a protein of 138 amino acids.